AUGGAUCUCCCACAAAGAUGUUCCUUCAGCCAACCUGCCCUCUUAUUCUACCUCUACUUCUUUGGCCUCCUGUCCCUCUCUACAUUCUUGUACUUGUGUGAAAAAAUGCCAUAUCAGCAGUGGAGGAUCAGCUUCAAGAAUGAAUCCAAGGAUAGUGGUAUAUGGACGGUGAACUCUGCUGGCCGUUUGGGAAACCAGAUGGGGGAAUAUGCCACCCUCUAUGCCUUAGCCAAGAUGAAUGGACAUCAAGCCUACAUCUAUCCCGACAUGCACCAGUACCUCUCACCAAUAUUCCAGAUCACCUUGCCUGUGAUCAAUGCUGAUUUGGACGAAGAAAUCCGCUGGAAGAACUUUGGUCUGCACGAUUGGAUGUCAGAGGAUUAUAAACACAUCAAAGGCAAGUACGUCCGGCUGACGGGCUUCCCAUGUUCUUACACUUUUUAUCACCAUAUCCGUCAAGAGAUACUUCAGCAGUUCUCCUUCCAUGACCACAUCAAGGAAGAAGCCAAUCAAUAUCUUCAGGAGCUAAGAGGGCAGCGCCAGGAGGUGACAUAUGUUGGCGUGCAUGUCCGCAGAGGGGAUUAUGUCCAUUUCAUGCCUGAGGAAUUGAAAGGUGUGGUGGCUGACAGAGGCUAUUUGGAGAAAGCCAUGAACUAUUUCAGAGAGAAGUACCGCAACCCCAUCUUUGUGGUGACCAGCAAUGGGAUGGAGUGGUGCAAGAAAAACAUCAAUGCCUCCAGCGGGGAUGUUUAUUUUUCUGGGGAUGGGCAGGAGUCCUCUCCAGGGAGGGAUUUUGCUCUCCUUGCUCAUUGCAACCACACAAUAAUGACAAUUGGCACUUUUGGCUUCUGGGCCGGCUACCUGGCUGGUGGGGAGACCGUCUACUUGGCCAACUACACCCUCCCAGACUCUCCCUUCCUUAAGGUCUUCAAGCCCUCGGCAGCAUUUUUGCCUGAAUGGAUUGGGAUUGCAGCGGACCUUUCCCCUCUGCCGUCCAAGAAACCUUCCCAAGGGUGGCGCUUCUGGUUUACACAGGGUUAA
Lacerta agilis (Sand lizard) is the source of this 1041-nucleotide messenger RNA. RefSeq names its product galactoside 2-alpha-L-fucosyltransferase 2-like. The record is from RefSeq and is a predicted model, not a curated record. Gene Ontology annotation, molecular function: galactoside 2-alpha-L-fucosyltransferase activity. Gene Ontology annotation, biological process: carbohydrate metabolic process. Gene Ontology annotation, cellular component: membrane. The transcript has a single exon. The coding region runs from base 1 to 1041 and encodes 346 amino acids. Lineage: Eukaryota; Metazoa; Chordata; Lepidosauria; Squamata; Lacertidae.